Molecule: messenger RNA, 657 nt
Organism: Thrips palmi
Lineage: Eukaryota; Metazoa; Arthropoda; Insecta; Thysanoptera; Thripidae
Exons: 2
Coding region: 169-384 (71 amino acids)
Source: RefSeq, a predicted model, not a curated record
GCAGUCGAGUCCUACCCACGGCGGCGAGCACAGCGACGUCACCUCGCAGCGGGCCUCACCGUCAACACCGCGCCCUCGCCGACACCGCCGUGAAAGUGCAGGAGGCGGGAGUAUCCCGGACACAGAGACGUUCCAUCCCAUCGGCCACAGCGGCACCCUCGCGCCAGGAUGAGCCUGUUCAACGGACUUUUCUGGCUGCUGGUCUUAGUUCUUCUAUCAUGGUGGAUAGCUUGUUUCUGCUUUUUCCCUUAUGUUGUAGUAAGUGUUCUUACACCCUGCAUUCCUGGCCUAAAGGCAUUGGCUGAUAUACUCCUAGCAGGAGUGCAGUUUCCAUUUAAGUGUUCAGACAACAUGGUGAACCAACGCUCUUAUAAUUCAUAUUAAUGUUCGUGCAGCACAUUUUUAAAAAAAUCGCCAUAAAAAGUACCUUUGAAUCUGGUUCACGCUAGAAAUUGAUGACCCUCUUCCUAGUCAAUAAAUACCUGUUUGAACCAAUAGCUGUAAAGCUUCACUAAUGAAAAACAAUGUUACAACACCCAAUGUAAAAUCACAAAUGUUUUCAAUUAUGGUUGUGUAUUCAUAAUAUUUUAUUUUGUGUGUAAAAAUAUGUCAUUUAAUUGCAUAAUGAGUGAGGUAUGAAUAAAGUUAACUUUAUAA